UUUUAUUUAUUUCAUAAAUCUUAAGGAAUAUGAGUACAGGGUUGGCAAAACCAAAGAAGCUGAAAUUGACAGAUUAUGAAGUGUUUCAAACACUUGGAACAGGAUCAUUCGGAAGAGUUAAAUUGGCUAGAAACAAAUAAACAAAUAAAUAUGUUGCUUUGAAAAGUUUAAAGAAAGCUGAAAUUAUUAGAUUAAAAUAAGUUGAUCAUGUUAUUAACGAGAAUACUAUAUUGGGCAACUUAUCUCAUCCUUUCGUCGUCAAUUUUGAAGGAUUUUGUCAAGAUCCAAGAUAUUUAUAUUUAGUCUUAGAAUUUGUGUCAGGUGGCGAGUUAUUUACAUAUUUGAGAAGUAUUGGAAGACUUGAUACUUCACAUGCUGCUUUUUAUGCUUCAUAAGUUGCCUCAAUUUUUGAAUACCUUCAUUCCAAAAAUAUUAUCUAUAGAGAUUUGAAACCAGAAAAUUUAUUGAUUGCUGAUGAUGGAUAUUUAAAAUUAACAGAUUUCGGAUUUGCUAAAGUAGUUGAAGGAAGAACUUAUACAUUAUGCGGAACUCCAGAAUAUUUGGCUCCAGAAAUCUUAUUAAAUAAGGGACAUGGUAAAGCUGUUGAUUGGUGGACUUUGGGAAUUUUAAUCUAUGAAAUGAAUGCAGGAAUCGAUCCUUUCUCUGAUGAGGAUCCUAUGGCUAUUUAUUAAAAAAUUCUUAAGGGCAAGGUUAAAUUUCCAAAAACAUUUGACAAAAAUGCUAAAUCCUUGGUCAAACAUUUAUUAGUUGCAGAUUUAUCGAAAAGAUAUGGAAACUUAAAAAAUGGAGCUGCUGAUAUUAAGAAUCAUAGAUGGUUUGGAAAUCUAGAUUGGAAUUUGCUUACCCAAAAGAAAUUACCAGUUCCCUAUAAACCUGUUGUUAAAGCUGCAAAUGAUACGUCAAAUUUCUCAUCCUAUCCAGAAUCUGAUACCUAGAGUCCUGCUCUUAAGCCAGCUGAUGAUCCUUUCCUUGAGUGGUGAAAUAUACAUUAACAUGAAUAAAUACGUAAAGAAAAUUAAUCAAUAAU
Molecule: messenger RNA, 1048 nt
Organism: Paramecium tetraurelia
Lineage: Eukaryota; Ciliophora; Oligohymenophorea; Peniculida; Parameciidae
Exons: 7
Biological process (GO): signal transduction; peptidyl-serine phosphorylation
Cellular component (GO): cAMP-dependent protein kinase complex
Molecular function (GO): ATP binding; cAMP-dependent protein kinase activity
Source: RefSeq, a predicted model, not a curated record